This is a messenger RNA of Durusdinium trenchii, 2994 nucleotides long. NCBI's taxonomy places the organism in Eukaryota, Dinophyceae, Suessiales, Symbiodiniaceae. The record is from the annotation of a GenBank genome assembly.
AUGGCGGGCGCUUUAGUGGGAGCGCUGCCCUUCCCGGUCAGUGAGCUGACCUGGGAGAAGCUGCCGGCUGUGGUGGAAGCGGGCAAAUUGAGUUUUGAGAACGCAGUGAUGGUCAUGAAGCUGGUUCUUGGCGAACCUCCAGAGGAGAUCGACAUGAAGGCUUUGGAACGGCAGUGCCCUGGUGGUCAGCAAGCUGCGGCCAAAUCAAAAGCGAAGGCUAAGCCCAAGGCUAAGCCAAAAGCUUCUGGGAAAGCGAAGGCGAAAGGGAAGAGUCAACCGAAGGUCAAAGCGAAGGCAAAAGCUGCUGGUGGGAAGGCUCGGGCCAAAGCGAAGAGUGGAGCUUCGAAGAAGGUUGAGAUCGUUAUGAAGCGGCCUGCAGCAGCUCCUGGCCGGGUCAGGCGACCGCCUGUCAAAGAGCCGGAGCAGCCUGACUUGGUGCUGGAGCUCGAGCAGAAGAGGAAGAAUGAGGAGGAGGCUCCUGCAGCUGAUGCUUUUGAAAUUCCGUCUUGCUUGACACUGCAGCAGGGUUUGGAACAUGUGGAGCAGCAGCACUCGCAGCCUGCGCAGCCUACAAUUGAAGUGGACUCGGCUUCGCAGGCUUCCACCCUACAGCUCGGGGCAUCGGUGUCAACAGUGCCGGCGACAGCAGCGGAGCUUGAGAUGCGAGCGCAGCUGGCGACCCUGCAGGCUGAGCUUGAUGUCUUGCAGAAGAAGGGCCAGAGUGCGGCAGAUGACCCGCAGCAGCCACUGAGGCGCAUUCCUCCAUCGCUGGCGUUGGACACACCGAUCUUUGGGUCUCCAGACAACCAGAUGGGAUUGGAAGAGUCCCAAUUCGCUGACACCAAGGUACCUGCUUCCUCACUUGAUGAGCCUGCUGCAAUGGAGCCUGCACCUGCUGUGAGCCAUGCGGCUCCUUCAACCACGCCUGCUCCUGCUAUGUGCCCAUUGAUGGUGGCUGUACCGGAGGAGGCUGGCACUGCCAUGGACCAGUCAAAGGUGGCUCCUUCACCGGAGGAGGCUGCUGUGGCUAUGGAGAAGCCUGCAGAGCCUACUGCUCCUAUCGGUUCUUCACAGGUACCACCUGCUGCUAUUGAACCACCUUCAAAUUUGGCACCUGCUGCUCCAAUCAAACCACCUUCACAUGUGGUGCCUGCUGCUCCUAUUGAGCCAACUUCAAAGGUGGAACCUUCACCACAGGAGAUGGCUGCUGGGGCUAUGGCUCUUGUGGUGGCACCUGCCACUGCUGCGAUGGCUCCUUCACCCGCGGAGCCUCCUGCUAUGCCAAAGGAACCUGCAAACGCACUGACCAUUUCGAAGGGUGCCAUGCCCGUGGAAUCUGUUCCUCCUGCCCACAUUCCUGAUCAGCCUCAAGUUGAUGAGCGAGACCAUGCUAUUGCAACUUUGCAGGCCAAGCUCAAGGUGUUGGAAGAUCAGUUAUUGUCCAACGCCAAGGCUUCCAAUGCCAAGGCUCCUCAAGUAUCUUCGUUGAAUGUGGUCACUGCGCCUCCAGCUGACCUUCCUGACCAUGCCAUGGUGGAGCUGGAUGGGGAGCCCCUCAAUCCAGUAGAGUUGGAUGAGGAGAUGCAGCGGCUCAUCAAUGAGAAUUCUGGCCCUGGCAGUACAUGGAAGGAUGAUGUAGUUGAUAACGAAGAGCAGGAGGAGAAGAUCAACUACAGCACCCACAGAAACAGUGGUAUGAGGUUGAACCGUUUCAUGGAAUCCAAAGAAGGUGCCAAGUUUCCACAUAUGAGGGCCAUGUUUGAAUCAGACAGAACGGCUUUGCUUCGUGUGUGGGUCCUGAACAAGGAGAACAGGAACCAGUGUGAGAGUGAGGUGAUCCUCAGCCGUUCCAAAUCGGCAAGGAUUGAAGGCAUCCGUGAAUGCAUCACUGUGAAGGAGAUGAUUAAGCGUGGCUGGCCAAAGGGCAAGAUCUUGGGAGCGAUCCAGAAAGGUGGUGGCAUUAAGGACGAGCAUGAUCCUACAGAUCCCACCCUGACGUCCUAUUGGUGCAUCACAGGCCGGAAAAAGGUGGACAGCGAGGAGAUGAAGCAGGAGUCAACGAUGCGGGUGAAGACAGAAUCCAAUGCAGAGUCUCUUGAUGCGCUGCUUGGAUCAACUCCUGCGCUGCCACCUUCAUUGGGCCUAAGCGCUGCAGCUUCUGGGAUGUCAGAUGAGCAAGUCAAAGCUUUGGCUGAUGCCUUGGGCAGUGGCCUGAAGAAGGAGCUUGGUCAAAUGACCGUUGCCACGGACCUGCCGAAGGACCAUGCACUUCGCAAGGUUCUGCCCGAGAUCGCCUGGAAGUGCAACGCCGGGCAGAGCUGGAAUCAUUGUCUGAUGAGCGCGGCGUCCACACUGCGUCGCGGCGGUGCGGCCUGGCACUUCCCGUGGAGGUACUUGUACGAUGACAAUGGAAUCAACAUCACAUUGCAAGCGGCUGCCCAGUGGAUUGCGGAAUCCAUCAACCGCUUAUCUGUGGAUGGUGUGCGAUUGAAGGAUCCCACUACAGGAGAGGAAGCGGGCCAUUUCUAUGGGUAUGCAGUCCACUUCAAAGGUGACUGGAAAUAUCUUGUGGCUUUGUUCAACAUGACCCAGAGCGCCCAGCAAGAGCAGGUUUGUUGGAAGUGCGGCGCCAGCAAGGGGACUUCAGAUCCCAAUAUGUGCUAUGUGAAUUUGAACCAUGAUGCGCCCUGGCGUCGCACCGCUGUCUCUAUGUGGAGCGUUAAGCCUGCUUUCGCAAACAUUGUUGGAUUCUCAAAAGAGAUGGUUGCGCCAGAUGUGCUGCACUGCUGGCACCUUGGUGUUUGCAGGGAUUUGAUUGGAUCCGUGGUCCGCCUAUUGGUGUCAGAAAGAUAUUGGCCAGGGUCCAACAUCAACGACCGUUUAGCAUUCGCUACUGCUUCAUUGAAAAGGUGGGCGAAGCAUCGUGCAUUGAGCCUGACUAUCAAGCGAUUGACAAAGCAAAACCUGUCUUGGGGUGAUCAGUACUUUGGAUAA